UUUAGCUCAGUUUUGUUUCACCGGUGUUUUUUAUGCGCAUAUUAUUUUAUGCGUUGGGAAAUGUUCAUUUCGCCGAAAUCCUUCAAAAGAAGUUCAAGUAUUGAUCCAUUUAAAUGUCAUCUAUUUACGUUUAUUCUGCAACUUAUACAGUGCAAUUUGCCUUCCUGAGGUAAUAUGAUGGUUAACAAGUGGAAGUUUAACGAUGUCAGAUCUUAAAAGAAAAGAGGCCGAGACUUAUGAAAACAAGUCCCACUACCAGCAGCAACAGCGGGAAGUCGAACAAAAAAAAGCAGGAAUCCUGGAUUGUGUGAGCGGCAACAAAGAGGCAAAGAUGCAGUUCCUCUCAUCUGAGGCUGCCUCAGAGCAGUCGGCAGAGGAUGUCAUCCAGCGUCUCUGUACCGACCCACAGACGGGCCUCGAUAGCAUCGAGGCGGACAGACGACUCAGGGUGCACGGUCACAAUGACUUUGAGAUCACCAAGGAGGAACCACUCUGGAAGAAAUAUCUCGAUCAGUUUAAGGAUCCAUUGAUUAUGUUGCUAUUGGCCUCAGCUGUGGUUUCAAUCGUCAUGGGUCAGUACGAUGAUGCAAUCAGCAUCACUGUGGCAAUUUUGAUAGUGGUGACUGUUGCCUUUGUGCAGGAAUACAAGUCUGAAAAAUCAUUGGAGCAGCUGAGUAAGCUAGUUCCGCCAUCUUGCAAUUGUGUGAGAGAUGGGAACCUGUCCAGUUUCCUUGCGCGCAACCUUGUACCCGGAGACACUGUACAUCUGACUGUGGGAGACAGGGUACCAGCCGAUAUGAGAAUGUUUGAGGCCGUAGAUCUAGCCAUUGAUGAAUCCAGCUUUACCGGAGAGACUAAACCUAGUUAUAAGAUUGUCCAACCAGUUAACUCAAUGAAAGGGAAUGGUACGACACACACCCGCAAGAACAUCGCCUACAUGGGUACGCUGGUACGCUGUGGCCACGGCAGGGGGGUUGUUAUCGGUACUGGUGAGAACUCCCAGUUUGGUGACAUCUUCAGGAUGAUGCAAGCUGAGGAGGCCCCUAAGACACCUCUACAGAAGAGUAUGGGAACCCUGGGGAAGCAGCUCUCCUUCUAUUCAUUCUGCAUCAUUGGAUUAAUCAUGCUUCUUGGAUGGCUGCAGAAUAGACGACUACUGGAUAUGUUUACCAUAGGAGUCAGUCUUGCUGUUGCUGCAAUACCUGAAGGACUACCCAUUGUUGUCACGGUAACUCUAGCAUUGGGUGUAAUGCGAAUGGCCAAACGGAAAGUAAUAGUCAAGAAACUCCCAAUUGUUGAAACACUAGGAUGUGUGAAUGUUAUAUGUUGCGAUAAAACUGGAACGUUGACAAAGAAUGAAAUGACAGUCAUAUCGAUCUAUACGUCGGACGGAGUCAAAGCCGAGGUUACCGGUGUAGGAUACAAUAAUAAAGGAUGCGUCAUGCACGAGGACCAGGAAGUUACGGGUUACUCCAACCAAUCCAUCACCAGAGUGGUCGAGGUUGGCUGUUUGUGCAAUAAUGCUGAAAUCAAUAAUGAUUGUCUCUACGGUCAGCCAACAGAGGGAGCCCUUCUAUCUCUUGCUAUGAAGAUGAGGCUUGACCAUCUCCGAUCCCAGUACACCCGCAUCUCGGAGCAACCCUUCAGCUCUGACACCAAAUGGAUGGCGGUGAAAUGUCAGGAGCGUCGAGUCAAUCGCCCCGACGGUGCUGAGAUUUACUUUGUGAAAGGGGCCGUGGAGAAGAUCUUGGGGAUGUGUCAGACGUUUAAUCGUUGGAACCAGGUGGACUGGCUGACUGAUAAACAGAGGGAGGAGUUCAGGGGAGAGGCCAUGGUGAUGGGAGUGUCUGGAUUGAGAGUGGUAGCCAUGGCAGUCGGUAACAACAUGAGUUCCUUGACGUUCGUUGGCAUGGUUGGCAUCUUGGAUCCUCCCCGGCCGGGCAUCAGGGAUGCGGUGGAAGCUCUCAUUGGCAGCGGAGUCACCUUGAAGAUGGUGACGGGUGAUUCACAGGAGACGGCCAUUGCUAUAGCAAGUCGUUUAGGAAUCUAUGCUGAAGGAAGUACUUCCCUCUCUGGUGAUGAGAUAGAAGCCAUGGAUGUAGGCAACCUAUCCUGCCGGAUAAACCAGGUUGGAGUGUUCUACCGAGCAAGUCCGAGACACAAGUUUAAGAUUGUGAAGGCGCUGCAAGCCAAUGGACUGGUCGUCGGUAUGACAGGAGACGGAGUCAAUGACGCCGUGGCGUUAAAGACGGCGGAUAUCGGCAUAGCCAUGGGGCGAACAGGGACAGAUGUCAGUAAAGAAGCCGCUGAUAUGAUCCUUGUAGAUGAUAACUUUGUGACUGUCAUGGCCGCCAUCAAGGAGGGCAAGGCCAUCUACUACAACAUCAAAAACUUUGUUAGAUUUCAACUAAGCACGAGUAUAGCUGCCUUGUCUCUGAUUGCACUGUCCACUCUUCUGAAAUUUCCCAACCCACUCAAUGCAAUGCAGAUCCUAUGGAUCAACAUUAUUAUGGACGGACCACCAGCUCAAAGUCUUGGUAAGGAGCCAGUCGAUGAGGAUAUCGUCCGUCAGAAACCACGACGCGUCAAAGAUCCAAUGAUCACGAAACCGUUGCUCAUCAACGUCGUCAUGUCGGCCAUCAUCAUCGUCAGUGGAACACUCUGGAUCUUUUGGAGAGAGAUGCGAGACAACAUCAUUACCCCUCGGGACACCACAAUGACGUUUACGUGUUUCGUGUUCUUUGACAUGUUCAACGCACUCAGUAGCCGCUCUCAAACAAAGUCAAUCUUCACGAUUGGUCUCUUCACAAAUCGUAUGUUUUUAUACGCCGUGGUGGGGUCAAUCAUGGGGCAGCUGGCCGUCAUAUAUUUUCCACCCUUACAAAGGAUAUUUCAAACCGAAGCUUUAACGUGUUACGAUUUAAUUCUUCUAGUCACAUUAACCUCUUCGGUGUUUGUGGUGUCGGAAAUCAAGAAGUGGGUUCAGCGAAUGGGAGAGAAGCAGUAUCCUGUGAACAUGCCGUUUAAUGAUCACGAGUAUGUAUAACACUGUGUAAAUACAAGGCUGUUUCUAGCAGACGUCUUAAAGGCAGUGGACACUAUUGGUAAUUACUCAAAAUAAUUAUUAGCAUAAAACCUUUCGUGGUAACGAGUA
Messenger RNA from Asterias rubens (European starfish), 3154 nucleotides. RefSeq names its product calcium-transporting ATPase type 2C member 1-like. Gene Ontology annotation, molecular function: ATP hydrolysis activity; ATP binding; P-type calcium transporter activity. The transcript is spliced from 23 exons. Gene Ontology annotation, biological process: calcium ion transmembrane transport; manganese ion transport; intracellular calcium ion homeostasis. NCBI's taxonomy places the organism in Eukaryota, Metazoa, Echinodermata, Asteroidea, Forcipulatida, Asteriidae. The record is from RefSeq and is a predicted model, not a curated record. The coding region runs from base 203 to 3046 and encodes 947 amino acids. Gene Ontology annotation, cellular component: Golgi membrane; endoplasmic reticulum; plasma membrane.